AUGGAUUUACACAGUCAACUAGCAAAAGGCAUGGAUGACAUUGCAAAAAUGGUUGAAGAGAGAAUGAACCGUUUUGACAAAGCACUAGCACAACAAUCUGGAGCAAAACCCACUGGUAAUGUGAACAAUUUCAAUGAUCUUGCUUCAUUGGCCGCCGACUAUGCUGAUUUUAAGUCCAUGGUAUGCAACUCUCUAUCAAUGCUGCAACAGCAAUUGAAGCUCCUUCUGCUGGGGUUUGACAACCAUGAAGCGGACUCACGCAGAAAGAUUCUUCUAUUUCAUGGCAUCCCUGAAGACAACAGCGAGCAGUUGGAUAACAAGAUAAUCUCUAUACUCAGAGACCAAUUAAAGUUAACCAGUGUGGAUCACAUGUGUGUUGAUGUUUGUCAUCGUUUAGGCAUGAAGAAAGAUAAGCCCAGGCCCAUUCUUGUUCGAUUUACUGGUUUAAAGAGCAGAAAUGCUGUGUGGAUCUCUAAGACGGCUCUUAAGGGUUCAGGUAUAACGAUUUCAGAGUUUCUAACUAAGCCGAGGCAAGAAGUAUUCAUCUCUGCCAGGAAACACUUCGGCUUGAGAAGUUGCUGGACUGCUGAUGGCACCAUCAUUAUAGCGUUGCCAGAUAAAACUCGGGCGAAAAUCGUUUCCAUGUCGGAGCUGGACUUGCUGAGAGUUAAAUAUCCCUCUGUUCUGCAAUCUUCACAGGAACAGAAGACCACAAGAGUGCGUCGUAAUGUUAAAACAUUGGCUAAGUGAAGUUUUUGCCUGUGAUUGUUAGUGAUAUUUUAACUCAGCCGGGUUAUCGCCACUAGGCAUCGGCAUCCACUUUUUUGUAUUGACUAUGAUUUUGACGGUA
This is a messenger RNA of Pararge aegeria (speckled wood butterfly), 850 nucleotides long. RefSeq names its product protein unc-13 homolog C-like. Bases 1 to 750 code for a protein of 249 amino acids. The transcript has a single exon. The record is from RefSeq and is a predicted model, not a curated record. NCBI's taxonomy places the organism in Eukaryota, Metazoa, Arthropoda, Insecta, Lepidoptera, Nymphalidae.